Messenger RNA from Metarhizium brunneum ARSEF 3297, 1560 nucleotides. RefSeq names its product Serine/threonine-protein kinase BUR1 (gene BUR1). Gene Ontology annotation, biological process: positive regulation of transcription elongation by RNA polymerase II; protein phosphorylation. The record is from RefSeq and is a predicted model, not a curated record. Gene Ontology annotation, molecular function: ATP binding; RNA polymerase II CTD heptapeptide repeat kinase activity; cyclin binding. Gene Ontology annotation, cellular component: cyclin/CDK positive transcription elongation factor complex; nucleus. Lineage: Eukaryota; Fungi; Ascomycota; Sordariomycetes; Hypocreales; Clavicipitaceae.
AUGGAUCGGCCUCCAGAGACUACGCCCGACGGCACCUCGCCGCGGACCUUUGCCCUCAAUCAUCUCAGGCCCAAGCACAGUUUCCAAGGCUGUUCGCGCAUCUCCGAUUACGAACUACAGGGGAAACUGGGAGAGGGAACAUUCGGUGAGGUCCAUCGCGCUCGAUCGAAAAAGACGGGUGCCCUCGUCGCGCUCAAGAAGAUUAUCAUGCACCACGAAAAGGACGGAUUUCCCAUCACCGCUCUUCGUGAGAUUAAGCUCCUCAAGUUGCUUUCGCACAAGAAUAUCCUGAAGUUGGAGGAUAUGGCUGUCGAGCAUCCAUCUCGAUCAACCGACAAGCGAAAGAAGCCAAUCAUGUACAUGGCCACUCCCUACAUGGACCACGAUUUGUCUGGCUUGCUUGACAAUCCCUCGGUCCAUUUCAAAGAAGCCCAGAUCAAGUGCUACUUGAAGCAGCUACUACAGGGACUUUGCUACCUCCACGACAAUCACAUUCUCCACCGAGAUAUGAAGGCCGCCAAUCUGCUAAUAGACAACCAUGGUAUUCUGCAAAUUGCCGAUUUCGGUCUGGCCAGGCACUACGAUGGCCCUACGCCGCAUGCUGGACGACCAAUGGGCGAUGGACGUCGCGAUUACACAGGCUUGGUCGUGACCAGGUGGUAUAGGCCGCCCGAGUUGCUGCUACAACUCAGACAGUACACAACUGCUAUUGACGUGUGGGGUGUCGGCUGCGUAUUUGGGGAAAUGUUGGUUGGUAAGCCCAUCCUCGCAGGCGAAAGUGACCCGCACCAGCUUGAGCUGAUAUGGGACCUGAUGGGCUCACCGAAUGACGACGUGAUGCCCGGGUGGAAACAACUUCCCGGUGGGGAGAAGUUGACACCCCGACCUCGACCUGGAAACCUGCAGAGUCGGUUCAGAGAGUUUGGGUCUGGCGCCAUUUCGCUACUCAAGGAACUCAUGAAACUAGACUGGAGAACACGAAUCAACGCCGUGGAUGCCUUGGAACACUCAUAUUUUAAAAUGGCACCGCUUCCAAUGGCGCCUGAAGAGAUUCCCACCUAUGAAGAGAGCCAUGAGCUAGACAGGAGAAAGUUUCACGACCGGAAAGCCAAUUUACCACCAGCCCCAAAGGGUGGCACCGUGGGUAUUGGCCCCGACGCAAACAAUGCCACGGCCGGCUUCAACAGUGGCGAUGGAUAUGGCCGAAGCGGUGUUAACGGCGCUCGGUAUAGAGACGAACGCCGGCCAGCAUGGCAACGAGAUAGAGGGCCUCAAGGCCGACCGCCGCCGCAGGAGAGACCAGGUAAUAGAGAUGACCCCGAAUACAGGAGGAACCGUCCCCCUGGGAGAGGGCCAGGCGGUGGAGGCGCAGGAGCAGACAUUGAUACCUACAUACCUGCGUAUAGGGGCGACGAGGCGGGCAGACGGAGAGAUGAGCGCCCGCGAGAUGAUCGAAGGCGAUAUACCGGAAAGGAUGAGCGAUGGGAUCGAAGGACGAGGAGCCGAAGUCGGUCGCCGGUCCACGAUAGGAGGAUGGACCGGGACAUGUACAGACGGUAG